Messenger RNA from Dermatophagoides pteronyssinus (European house dust mite), 1704 nucleotides. RefSeq names its product vacuolar fusion protein CCZ1 (gene Ccz1). Lineage: Eukaryota; Metazoa; Arthropoda; Arachnida; Sarcoptiformes; Pyroglyphidae. Gene Ontology annotation, cellular component: intracellular membrane-bounded organelle; Mon1-Ccz1 complex. The record is from RefSeq and is a predicted model, not a curated record. Gene Ontology annotation, biological process: vesicle-mediated transport.
GAUAAAUUUGGCUUCAUUUUAUUGCACCAUCAUUAUUCAAGAUCAGAGGUAAUAAAAAAAACAACAAACAAACAAACAACAACAAAAAAACCAACAAAUUUAUGACAUUUUAACAAUUUAAUUUCUGAAUCACAGCUUUUAUAGAUUAGAUAAUUUCAGAGGGUCGAGCCCCUUUUAUUGCAACAACAACAAAAAAACAUUUUGUUAUGAUUGGAAUCUGUUUACACAUUUGUCAUCAGCUGAAACCAUUGUUGUUUAGAUAGUCGAUUUUUUUGGAUCCAAAAAGAAGAAAUUAUUGUGAAAUUGUAAAACUUGAUGAAAGAAGAAAAUGUCUCAAGUAAAAAUUCGUCAUCCAAUACAAUUGAUAAAAUAUUUUGUAUUCAAUACUAAAUGGGGAUCAAAAGAAGGUAAUGAACAUGAAAAACUUAUAUAUUAUUAUCAUAAACCUACGUUAGUAAUUGGUAUUGAUCAAAAAAUAUCUGAUGUUGGACUAGCUGAAGCUGUUAUAAAUUUUGGUCGGCAAUUUGGUGAUAUAACUGAAUCAUUACAAGGUGAUCGUUUACGUUUUAUAUUUCAUGAAUUAGCUGAUGAUUUUUGGUCAUCAAUGUUUAUAUCGGAAUCAUAUUCCGUACAUAAAUCCGGUGAAGAUUCAACACAAAUAGCUGAAUAUCAUGAAAAUGAAAUUUGUGAUAAUUUUUUUAAACUUAAAUUAGAAAAUAUUUAUAAUUAUUUUCGUUUAUUGAAUGGUCCGAUUAAUGAAUUAUGUUCAAAAUUAUCACGUCAAGAAUUUCUGGAUAAAUGUCAAGAUUUUUUUGAUAAUUAUAUUCCAAAUAUUGAAUUAUUACCAUUCAAUUUGAUUGAAUUAUAUUCAUCAAUACAAUAUCUUCCACUUAGUAAUAAUACAUUUAUGGCUGUACAAAGUCUAUUGAAUUGUGUACAGGCUAAUGAUUCACGUAUUGAUUCAUAUAUUUUUAUCUAUAAUGAUCAAUUAGUAUCAAGUUCUUUGUCAUUGUUUGAUACACAAAUCCUGUAUAAUUAUCUGACAAAUAUUAUUAUACCUGAUGCUGUAAAAGAAGAAAUAAGUGGUAUAUCGAAUAAAACACGAUGGUUACAAGUUAAUAUUCCCGUCUAUUUGAUUGGUCAUCCUGAUUGUCAUCAAUCAAAAUUCGGUAAUCUUUGUCUAUUUCGAUCGAUUAAUGGUUCAACUAUUGGUUUAAUAUUAACCGAAUUUGAUGAAAAUAUUUUGAAAGAAUGUGGAACAUUAUUAUCUGGCCGUUUAGUAUCGUUAACAAAUAAACUACAUGAAACUGUUACACAAAUAGCUAAACAACCGGAUUCAAAAUUAUCAAAUGAUAAUUCAGCUAAAGAUAUAAAAUUUAUUUAUGUUAAUUAUAGUAAUUGUGCACAACGUGGUAAUUCAAAUUGUCGUAAAUUAAUUGAUUCAGAUUUCACAAGAUUAAUUAUCGAUGUUGAAUCCGAUCUACAUCAGCAACAACGAUUCAAUGAUGAACAAGUAUUCGAAUUGAUUGGUAAAAAUAUGAAUGAUGCAUGGUUAGUCACUCGUAAUUCAGAUUGUCGUUCAUUAUUUGCUAUGCUUAAUUAUAAAAAUGCAAAUGUUAUUGAAGCAAGCGAUAUGAUUGAUGCAAUGCAAAACAAACAUUUUAAAAAUUUAUUUUUCGGUAUUUGAUUUUGUCACAAAAAAAU